Messenger RNA from Aureobasidium subglaciale EXF-2481, 915 nucleotides. RefSeq lists its product as uncharacterized. NCBI's taxonomy places the organism in Eukaryota, Fungi, Ascomycota, Dothideomycetes, Dothideales, Saccotheciaceae. The record is from RefSeq and is a predicted model, not a curated record. The transcript has 3 exons. Gene Ontology annotation, molecular function: phosphoprotein phosphatase activity. The coding region runs from base 1 to 915 and encodes 304 amino acids.
AUGGCAAACUACAAAGAGGAAAAGGCACCACUGCCGACUACUGUGACCAACUUUCGUGACGUGGCAAGCCAUGUUCAGAAUAUGAAGUCGGGGAUGCUGUUUCGUAGUGGUCAGAUAGAUGAUGCAAGUCGCGAAGACCUGGAUCUCCUGCGAGAACACUAUCACAUAAGAUCAGUAAUAGAUCUGCGUGGCAUGCGACCAUGGCCACUGGUGUCGACUGCGGAAGUGCCAGGCAACAGCAUCACAGAUCACGCCAUGCAAUACCCAGACAAGAUAGCCAGCACAAGCGUACUUGGUCUUCGACUACACUAUAUCGAUCUCUGUGGUCCUCAAUUCGGUCAAUACAUGAUGAACCAAAUGGGCUUCUGGGAACGAACAAAGGGUAUCGCUCACGUCGCCUUUUCGCCCACCAACGGCAUCGCGCGUUGGAAAAAGCUCCAGGGCGCGAAGUUGUCUCAAGACCGCUUGACUAUCCCAAUCACUGUUAUCGAUCGGUCGUUCCCCCAGAUCAAAGCGGUCUUCAAGGUCUUGGCAGAUCCGUCCUCCUACCCUAUCCUUAUUGUCAACAAGUACGGCAGUGAGAUGGUGUCGUUGAUCGUAACACUCGUCUGCUUUCUUCUGCACUCAGAUAUGCAGGAUAUGCACCACGAUUACAUGCGGACUUAUCAGGAAACAGCAGGUGUGCGCCAAGAACGACUCAAAGACAUCAGAGAUUCGGGGAUGACGGAUGAUCAUAUUGAUCCCUACUUGCCCUUUGUCAACACCAUCGAACGACACGUUCGAGAAAAGCAUGGUGGUAUCGAGCAAUACCUGCUGACGGUUGGCUUUGAUCAGCUCGAGAUACACACCAUCAAGAAUACGCUACUCUCUGCUUCAGCGCUCUCCGAGAAGCAGGGCUUUCUGGUCGACAUCUGA